This is a messenger RNA of Nannizzia gypsea CBS 118893, 3036 nucleotides long. RefSeq lists its product as hypothetical. The transcript is spliced from 6 exons. The record is from RefSeq and is a predicted model, not a curated record. NCBI's taxonomy places the organism in Eukaryota, Fungi, Ascomycota, Eurotiomycetes, Onygenales, Arthrodermataceae. The coding region runs from base 1 to 3036 and encodes 1011 amino acids.
AUGUCGCAGACCUGUCCACCUAACAACCGGCCUUGUCGGUGCCAUCUCCGACAGGCUACGUAUAUUGUUCCCAGCACUGGCCAGCGUAUACACGGUAACCCUGACCCAUCAGUUGGACAUAACACAAACGAUGAAUGCACACCAUUACUACAGAGGAGCCCCUGCGCCGACGAUGGUGGACGUGAGCGUUCGGGUUGGAUGCACCGGGCGACGAUGGCGUCUGGCAGGUUGCGUUCGUUUAUGCAGUCAGAGACUGGAAAAGGCAUCUUGAAAUGUAGUCUCGCAUACUUGCUGGGUACGAUGGCGACUUUUGUCCCGGUCCUCUAUCGAUUCCUGGGCGACCAAGCCGGGAAACACACCGUCGCGACUGUCACAGUAUACUUCCACCCAGCGCGAACAAAGGGUAGCAUGAUUGAGGCACUUGUGCUAGCUAUCAUCGCCUUUUGUUAUGCUGCGUUCAUUUCAAUUACUAGUAUGAGUGUUUCUGUACUCUUUGAGAACGGGCUCCACUUACUUCCACUUGGUCAUGUCAUCAUCUUGAUCGUCUUCUGCGGCGGCGGCCUCGGCUUCAUCGGAUGGGUGAAGCAGAGGCGAGGUGACCCGCUGGUUAAUGUUGCAUGCUCUCUUGCUUCUCUAGCAAUCAUUACCGUAAUGACAAAAGAGGGAUCUGUACAGCGAGGUGACUUGUCUUUCGCCAAGAUCAACCAGGUUUUCAAAAUGGUUAUCAUGGGUGUUAUGGCGACAAUGGCGGUCUGCUUCCUUGUAUUUCCUAUUUCUGCAAAGAAGAAACUACGUCAGAAUAUGGUUGACAUGACAGACUCCCUCUCUGACAUGCUGGAGAUUAUCACAGAAAGUUUUAUAUAUGGGGGCUCGGAGCUUGGGGGCAGUUUAGAGCAGGGGCCUUUUCUUGAUGCUUCAAACAAGAACAAAGCUGCAUACUCGAAAAUGGAAAAACUCCUUAAAGAAGCCAAGCUUGAACACUAUGUCGCUGGUACUGAGGCGGAAUAUCAACUUGAGCAAAAAUUAGUCCGUUGCAUCCAGGAUUUAUCCCAGAGCAUUGGUGGACUUCGAAGCGCUGCGGCUCUUCAGUUUGAUAUCCUAAACCAAUUCCAACAGCCACCGCAGGACAUUAACUCAUUCGACACAUUGCGAUUGCUGCAUAAUGUAUCUCCGCUCGCCAGCCUCAACAGGCCAUUAACGUCCAGCCGUUUUGAUGGCCUCCAGUCCCCACAAUCUGCUACAACUAUACGCUCUCCUGAACGUCCUCAAACAGCAAACAGCACUAUGGAGUUUGUUCAAGCACCCGCAGACAUGUUUGAAAGGUUUAUCACUCACCUUGGGCCAUCAAUGAACUCGCUUGCAUACACGCUAAAGGAAAUUCUAGGAGAACUCCCUUACGGUCCAGCCCCAGAUUUCAAAGUUACGGUUAAUAUCAAGUUCCGAACGAGCCUUGAACGCGCACUUGAACUAUACCGGCACGCUAGAAAUGAUGCUUUGAAUAUAAUAUACAGUCAGAAGGAUUUAAUCCUUGCCAAGGGAAAACCUCUUGGAGUUGAAGCUGACUUGGAAGAAGUUGCGGCUAGCUGUGGUCACUUUAGUUUCUCCCUUCUGGAAUUUGGCGAACAGCUUAAAGAAUUUCUUAGUAUUCUUGACCAACUUCAAUUAGAAGCUGAAGAGCGUCCGAAUGGAAGAACUUGGCGCUGGAUUAUGCCAUGGGCAUCGCAGCAUGAACAAAAUGCAAAUAUAGGCCCACUUGAUACCGGAGAUCCAUUGGGAGACAAAAAUAUAACCAGCAAAGUUCCUGACGUCUCUUUUGCUAGGGCCACACUCAGAUACAGAGUUUGGAAGGCACUCCGUCUUUUUCGACGCGAUGACACGAAAUUCGCUAUUAAAGUCGGUGCUGGCGCAGCCCUGUAUGCACUGCCCUCGUUCAUGCCUGAAACUAGACCGAUAUACUCUGCCUGGAGAGGGGAAUGGGGCCUAGUAUCUUAUAUGCUUGUAUGCUCAAUGACAAUAGGGGCAUCGAAUACGACCGGCUAUGCUAGAUUUCUUGGUACAUGUAUUGGAGCCAUCUGUGCUCUUGUUAGCUGGUACGUUGCGGAAGCGAAUGUUAUCUUCCUUGCCAUAUUCGGAUGGGCAAUGUCCUUUUGCACGGCUUAUAUCACGAUAGCUAGGGGAAAUGGGCCCAUGGGGAGAUUUAUUAUGCUUACCUAUAACCUCAUUGUCCUCUAUGCAUAUGCCUUAGCCAAGGAAGGCGCCGACGACGGCGUGGGCGAAGGAGGAGAUGAUCCUGUGAUUACUGAUAUCACUCUUCACAGAGUGGUUGCGGUAUUCGUUGGUAUCCUCUGGGGUAUCAUAAUCACCAGGAUCAUUUGGCCGUCCAGUGCUAAACGGAAGCUAAAGGACGGCUUGAGUGUAUUUUGGCUUCGUCUCAGUGUCAUCUGGAAGCGCGACCCGUUGUCUACCAUGAUUCGGGGAGGACCGGCAUCUCCUUAUUUCGACGUACAGGAAAGGAUCAAGCUGCAACUCUUCCUAAGCCACCUGGACUCACUCUUGGUAUCAGCAAAGUCCGAAUUUUCCUUAAAGAGACCCUUUCCAGAUGCUGAAUAUAAGGUCCUCGUUUCUGGGUCCAGACGACUGCUUGAUGCAUUUCAGGCCAUGAACCUUGAAAUAAUGAAGAACCUCACAGCUUCUGAAGGUGAAGCGGUGAUGUUGAGAUACACUUUACGGGAAAGAAUGCAGUUAUCUGCCAGAAUAAGUCAUUUAUUGUCAGUGAUGGCAUCUUCAAUGAAACUAGGAUACGCAUUGAAUGAGGUACUUCCAGACACUGAACAUGCUAGAGAUCGCCUUUUAGCGCGUCUCCACCAUUUCAGGAAUGACAAACAGGUCUCCCGGUUGACCACAGAUGAGGACUACGCUCUUCUAUAUGCAUAUGCGCUCGUUACUGCUCAACUAUCGAAGGAAAUUGUGGUAUUAAUGGAAGGCAUAAGAAACCUCUUUGGAGCUAUUGAUGAGGAUGCCAUCACCCUCCAAUGA